Molecule: messenger RNA, 768 nt
Organism: Guillardia theta CCMP2712
Lineage: Eukaryota; Cryptophyceae; Pyrenomonadales; Geminigeraceae
Exons: 4
Coding region: 1-768 (255 amino acids)
Biological process (GO): transmembrane transport
Cellular component (GO): plasma membrane
Molecular function (GO): ATP hydrolysis activity; ATP binding; transmembrane transporter activity
Source: RefSeq, a predicted model, not a curated record
AUGGAUGCUCCCUGCAACGAGAUUGUGUUGGAGAGUUCGACAUACCUGGAGGAAGACACGAACGGUUCUGUUGAGUCGGAUGAUACGAGGAUUGUGGAGGUAAAGAACUGUCACAAGACAUACCUGCAUGGCAUCGAAGGAGUCGCUGCGCUGAGAGGGGUGAACCUGAGCGUGAAACGAGGGGAGUUUGUGAUGCUCUACGGGACCUCCGGCGGGGGCAAGUCAACGCUCUUGAACCUGAUCGGGACGAUCGAUCGGCCGACCAAGGGAACGAUCAAGAUCUGCGAGACGCUCAUCUCCGAUCGGACUCCCGACUCUGAGCUAGCUGAGCUGCGCCUGAAGCGCUUGGGGUUUGUCUUCCAGACGUUCAACCUGAUAUCGCAGCUCACGGCCAUCGAGAACGUGGAGCUGCCCUUGACGCUGCAAGGGGAGCUUGCCGUGGCCGAGAGACGCGCGCGAUGUCGUCAGCUGCUGAAGAGUGUGGGGAUGGAGGAGAGGAUGUACCAUCUGCCCUCUCAGCUGUCAGGAGGGGAGCAGCAGAGAGUGACGAUCGCUCGCGCGCUGGUGAACUGGCCGGACAUCCUCCUCCUAGACGAGCCAACGGGGGACUUGGACACGAAGAACACAGAGCUUGUCAUGCGCAUGCUGGUGGACCUCAACAAGCGAUACGGGAUCACUAUGAUCAUGGUCACGCAUGACAUCCACCUGCGGAACUACGCUGAUCGCAUCGUGCAUCUGCGGGACGGGAAGGUGAGGAGGAUGAACUAA